AUGGGUAUCGCGACGGAUGAAAGUUUUAACGGUGGAGAGAACACCAAGACUGUGGUCCUUUUAUUGGCUCUAAUUGCUGCAAGUAGCUGCAACCCUGUGCCACUGACAUGCAUCUCCAAUCAUUCUCUCGCUCAGAGUGGCCUGUACCCUAACAAAGCUGCUUUUGCCGUCCAAUCCUUUACUCUAUCACCCAUUGACAUCGGUAGGAGUCAGUCCUCUACGUGCUCCAACACCAUCUUCACCGGGAUCUCCAGUGACGCCACUUGCCCAUCGGGUACAGCUCCUGGUAGCACGUUGGUAGUCAACGAGAAUGGCCUAUGUCCUUGGACCUACGUGGAGUGCUUUGAUGCGGAUCGCAUCCCGAUGGCGUUGCAGGUGGCCCAGUGCCAGUGCAGCGGAUGCCUGGACCCCUACACCCACACCCCGAAUCCCAACCUUCAGUGCACCCCUGUCAAGAGGAACAUCAAGGUGUUGAAGAAGACCCGGUGCGCAGGAGGGAUGUACAAGUACGAAGAGCAGACUCUGGCUGUCCCUGUGGCAUGUGCCUGCAUGCGACAGAGAGUGGCCUAA
Messenger RNA from Strongylocentrotus purpuratus (purple sea urchin), 570 nucleotides. Its product is annotated as interleukin-17D-like. The transcript has 2 exons. Gene Ontology annotation, cellular component: extracellular region. Bases 1 to 570 code for a protein of 189 amino acids. The record is from RefSeq and is a predicted model, not a curated record. Gene Ontology annotation, molecular function: cytokine activity. Lineage: Eukaryota; Metazoa; Echinodermata; Echinoidea; Camarodonta; Strongylocentrotidae.